AUGGCUCAUGAUCUCGAGAAGGUGGAUGGGACUGAAAACAGCCCGUCGACACAAGUUGCUUCAGAGCCCAAUCGCAAGCUAAGGGGCAUCAAGUGGUUUCUAUUCAAUGUGAGCACUUUGACAGCUAUCUUCCUCUACGCCCUCGACAACACAGUCGUUGCCAAUAUACAGCCGGUCAAUUCGAUGCAGUCGACAAACUCCCAUGGCUAUCGGUCGGACGCCAAAAUCCUAUUCAUUCUAUUUGCACUCAACUUCAUGGCCGCUUCUGCCUUAUGCGGCGGUGCACCAAAUAUGCCGGCUGAAAUCAUUGGGCGAGUCUGGGCUGGUGCUGGUGGCAAUGGCAUGUAUUAUGGAUUGCUGAAUCUGGUUUCUACCAAUACGCUGGAUCGAGAAUGUCCCACCUACCUGAGCCUCACUGGGAUGAUCUGGGGCGUCGGAACCGUUCUUGGCCCUGUCAUUGGAGGUGCUUUUGAGCUGUACACCUGGCGUUGGGCUUUCUACAUUAAUCUCCUGUUCGGUGCAGUCGUAAUUCCAGCGUACUUUUACCUCAUCCCAUCUAACAAUCCUGCGCCUGGCAUCUCCUUGAGAGACAAAAUUAUCACCUUCGACUGGUUGGGCGCGAUCCUUAGUACUGGAGGGUUUGUGAAAUUGAUCGUGGCCACUAACUUUGGUGGCGAUAUGUACGCCUGGAAUAGUGGCACAAUCAUUGGCCUCUUUGUUGUCAGCGGUGUUUUGUGGCUGCUGCUAAUACUCCAACAGUCCCUUGAAAUUCUAACUACAGUCGAGAAUCGCAUGUUUCCUGUGCACUUGCUCCGCAACAAGGAAGCUGUUCUAUUAAGUCUCCUGGCCAGCUGUGGUGGCUCCAUCGCAUAUGUCACAGUGUACUAUAUCCCUCUCUACUAUCAGUUUACCCGCGGAGACUCAGCAAUCAGGACCGCCGAACGGAUUUUGCCUCUUAUCUUCCUGCUCAUCUUCGGCAUGCUCUCGAAUGGGUAUGUGAUGUCGAAGUUGGGAUGGUACAAGCCGUGGUAUGUGUGUGGCGCGGCUAUCUCCCUAGUUGGUGCUGUGCUCAUGAGUCGUCUCAAACUUGAAUCUUCGAAUUCAGAGAUCUAUGGGUACCAGGUUCUCAUCGGCCUUGGAGCCAGGUCGUUUGCACAUGCAGGUUUUGCCGUUAUUCAGACAGUUGUGAAUAUAAAAGAUACAGUUAAUGGUGUCACUCUCAUUAUGCUUGGCCAGCUGUGUGGUCUCGCUUUCAGCCUCUCUGUGACUGGCGCACUCUUUAUCAACCUAGCCAGGAACAAUCUACAGCACGUUUUCCCCAAUGUUGACAAGUCAACUUUGGCAUCGAUUGUAUCGGGCACCAGCGGUGGAUUUCUGGAAACGCAAAGUGACUCCAAGAAGUCUCAGGCGCUGGAAGCUAUCGUCAGCGCCCUGCAAGAUGUUUUUACCGAGGUAUAUGUUGUCGCAGCUCUGGCAUGCAUUUUAAGCGUCUUUCUAAAGUGGAGAAAAGUCUACAUGGAAGGUGCUGCGGGGGGGAUGUAG
Molecule: messenger RNA, 1542 nt
Organism: Penicillium macrosclerotiorum
Lineage: Eukaryota; Fungi; Ascomycota; Eurotiomycetes; Eurotiales; Aspergillaceae
Product: MFS general substrate transporter
Exons: 7
Coding region: 1-1542 (513 amino acids)
Biological process (GO): transmembrane transport
Molecular function (GO): transmembrane transporter activity
Source: RefSeq, a predicted model, not a curated record